GAACGAUUUUAAAAUGGGUGAUGUUGAAAAGGGCAAGAAGAUUUUUGUUCAGAAGUGUGCCCAGUGCCAUACUGUGGAAAAGGGAGGGAAGCACAAGACUGGGCCAAACCUCCAUGGUCUGUUUGGACGAAAGACAGGUCAGGCUGCUGGAUUCUCUUACACAGAUGCCAACAAAAACAAAGGUAUCACCUGGGGAGAGGAGACGCUGAUGGAGUACUUGGAGAAUCCCAAGAACUACAUCCCUGGAACCAAGAUGAUCUUUGCUGGCAUUAAGAAGAAGGGAGAGAGGGAGGACUUGAUAGCUUAUCUCAAAAAAGCUACCAAUGAGUAA
Molecule: messenger RNA, 331 nt
Organism: Budorcas taxicolor (takin)
Lineage: Eukaryota; Metazoa; Chordata; Mammalia; Artiodactyla; Bovidae
Product: cytochrome c-like
Exons: 1
Coding region: 14-331 (105 amino acids)
Biological process (GO): mitochondrial electron transport, ubiquinol to cytochrome c; mitochondrial electron transport, cytochrome c to oxygen
Cellular component (GO): mitochondrial intermembrane space
Molecular function (GO): heme binding; electron transfer activity
Source: RefSeq, a predicted model, not a curated record